UAAUUAACUUAGUUUAUGGUGGCUCUCUUCUCUAUGAAUCGUUCAUGGAAACUCUUUUUUAAGUCCUUAUUCGAAAGGUAUUGGACGUGGAAAUGUAAGGUCCUAAGGUGCUUCCUCCUUCGACCAAUUUCUCUUCUUGCUGCAAAGAUUUGGCGGGCUGUAUUGAUUUCCUUGUGGAGACCAUAUGCCUUGACUAGAAGCUUCAGAGAGCAAGGUGUUGAGGGCCCACCUUACUUGCUCUUCAGAGGUUCUCUAAACGAGCUGAAGAGGUUGAAGAUGGCUGCAAAUCAAACUGUUCUGGAUCACCACUCGAACGACAUCGUCCAAAGAGUUCUUCCUCAGUACCACAAAUGGUCUCCACUAUAUGGAGAAACAAUUCUGUAUUGGCAUGGAACGAGGCCAGUAAUUUGCAUAACAGACCCUGAGCUGGCCAAGCAAAUUUUAUCAAACAAGUUUGGCUUCUAUGCAAAACCAGAUCUGAGUCCUGCAAUACUAGCAUUGACAGGUAAUGGAGUAGCUGUAGUGAAUGGACUGGAAUGGGUUAGGCGCAGAAGGAUUGUCAAUCCUGCUUUCUCAGUGGACAAGAUCAAGGUUAUGGUAAAGAGCAUGGCCACAUGUAUCGUAUCCAUGCUUGAUGAAUGGGAAAACCAGGCCAGUGCAGCUGAGGACCAAUGUAAAAAGAUAGAAAUGAAAGCAGAAUUUCUAAAGCUUACUGCUGAUAUAAUAGCCCAUACGGCAUUUGGUAGCAGCUAUGCUCAAGGUAAAGAAGCCUUUGAAGGACAAAAUGAGCUUCAGCACUAUUCCGCAGCUUCCACCCUGAAUCUUUUCAUACCCGGCAGCCAUUAUCUUCCAACUCCGUCAAACCUUCAGCUAUGGAAGCUAGACAGAAGAGUAAGGAAUUCUCUAAGGGCCAUUAUAAACGGUAGAUUGAAUUCUAGUACUUCAGAUUGCAGUUAUGGAGACGAUCUACUUGGUUUGCUGAUGGGAGCCUCAGAAAAUGCUGAAAAGAAAGAUGGCCCCAAGUUAAACAUGGAUGAAAUUGUGGAGGAGUGCAAAACAUUCUUUUUUGCGGGGCAUGAAACCUCAUCAAAUCUGCUAACUUGGACUCUCUUCUUGUUGAGCUUACAUCAAGAUUGGCAAACAAGAUUAAGAGAAGAGGUGUUGAAAGAAUGCAGGAUGGAAAUUCCUGAUUCAGACAUGUUGGGCAGGUUAAAGCUAGUAAACAUGGUUCUGCUCGAGGCAUUGAGAUUGUACUGUCCGGUGGUAGAUAUGUACAGACAAGCCUCAAAGGACAUGAAACUGGGAAAUUUGAUGAUUCCAAAGGAUGCAUGGAUAACAAUUCCCCUUGCAAAGAUUCAUAGGAGCAAAGAACAUUGGGGAGAGGACGCAAACGAAUUCAAUCCAAUAAGGUUCGCAAACGGGAUAUCCAAGGCCGCAAAACACCCAAAUGCUUUUCUUGCCUUCGGAAUAGGUCCAAGAACUUGCAUAGGUCAGAACUUCGGUAUGCUGGAAGCAAAAGCUGUCCUUGCAAUGAUUCUUCAGAGGUUUUCCUUUACCCUUUCCCCUGAGUAUAAACAUGCUCCGAUCAACAACCUUGCUUUGCAGCCACAAUAUGGCCUCCCCAUUGUUAUCAAGCCUUUGCUCGCAUAGAACAAAUAGCUUGCUGGGCCUAAAUUAAAUAAAAGUUCCGGUGGUAAUUAUGAUCCGUUUGAUCGAAGUUUCUCAUUCAAAUAGUUUAUAUGAUUCACUAAAAUAUUUAAACUCAUCAAUGUUAUUUGACUAUCUUUUCAAA
Molecule: messenger RNA, 1792 nt
Organism: Ricinus communis (castor bean)
Lineage: Eukaryota; Viridiplantae; Streptophyta; Magnoliopsida; Malpighiales; Euphorbiaceae
Product: cytochrome P450 709B2
Exons: 6
Coding region: 16-1650 (544 amino acids)
Molecular function (GO): oxidoreductase activity, acting on paired donors, with incorporation or reduction of molecular oxygen; monooxygenase activity; iron ion binding
Source: RefSeq, a predicted model, not a curated record